Messenger RNA from Aspergillus oryzae RIB40, 1674 nucleotides. Its product is annotated as phosphoribomutase PRM15. Lineage: Eukaryota; Fungi; Ascomycota; Eurotiomycetes; Eurotiales; Aspergillaceae. Gene Ontology annotation, biological process: purine ribonucleoside salvage; carbohydrate metabolic process. The transcript has 5 exons. Bases 1 to 1674 code for a protein of 557 amino acids. Gene Ontology annotation, molecular function: phosphopentomutase activity. The record is from RefSeq and is a predicted model, not a curated record.
AUGGCGGCAGGGUUCUCCUGCAUGAACUCGUUGACCGUCAUCCAGGCGUCGCAAGGCCUGGCCAAGUACUUGAAGGAUAAGCAUCCGGACAGUGCUUCGGGCGGAGUGGUUAUUGGUCAUGAUGCUCGUCAUAACUCGGCCAAGUUUGCAGCUUUGGCUGCGAAUGCCUUCAUCUCACAGCAGAUCCCGGUUUGGUUCUAUUCCGAACCCUCUGUGACUCCAUCUGUGCCGUUUGGAGUAACUCACUUGAAAGCUGCUGCUGGUAUUAUGAUCACUGCAAGCCAUGUAUGUUUUCUAGACUCUAAAAAGCAGAAAAUGAAAAUAAAAACUAACUCUCCAGUAGAACCCGGCACAAGACAACGCUACUUCAAGAACGGCGCCCAGAUCAACACCCCAAUCGAUGUAGAGAUAGCCCAGUCGAUUGAGGAAAACCUUGCACCAUGGUCUGGCGCCUGGAAAGAUCUCCAGGAAUGCGAAUAUUUACACGCCGAUGCAUACAAGACCAUCUUGCCUCACUAUACAAAGACCGUUUGGGAUUACGCAAAUUCAACUGUGUCUGACUGGAAACAACCAAGACCUUUUGUCUAUACGCCCCUGCACGGAGUUGGAGGCCUUGUUUUCCCCGACCUCUGCCAGUCUGUGGGCAUAACCGAAUUCACGCCUGUGCCGGAACAAGUAGAGCCCAACCCGGAUUUCCCGACAGUAUCGUUCCCCAACCCCGAAGAAGCUGGAGCCUUGGAUCUGGCCAUGCAGACCGCCGAUAGGGAAGGCAAAACCUUGAUUAUUGCCCAUGAUCCAGACGCGGAUCGCUUUGCGGCCGCCGAGAAAGUCGACGGAUCAUGGUUUUCUUUCACAGGCAACCAUAUCGGAGUCUUACUCGCAUCGCACCUGUUUGACUCCUUGGAGAACAGAAAGGACGGCAAACGCAUCGCGGUUCUAAACUCCACAGUAUCGACAGGCAUGCUCGAGAAAAUGGCAACAGCUAAGGGGAUCCAAUUCGAAGAGGCACUCACCGGCUUUAAAUGGAUGGGAAACAUCGCCCGAUGCCUUGAAGGCGAGGGCUACAAUGUCCCUUACGCAUUUGAAGAAGCACUAGGCUAUAUGUUCCCAGCCGUCUGCCACGACAAAGACGGCAUCACAGCAGCGAUGGUCUUCCUAGCAGCACAAGCCAAAUGGCAAUCGCAAGGACUCACCCCUUACAUGAAACUACAGCAGCUCUUCAAUGAAUAUGGCCACUACGAAACCCUCAAUAAUUACUUCCGGUCCCCGAAUCCGGAGACAACAAUGGCCUUGUUCAGAGCUAUCCGGAAUGGACCCUAUAGAGCCGAGAAGACACUGGGACCAUUCAAGAUUCUGCGUUGGCGAGACAUGACCGAGGGCUAUGAUUCCGGAACGACCGACAACAAACCUACGCUGCCUGUUGAUAAGUCGAGCCAGAUGUUGACUCUCUGGUUGGACCAGGAUGUGCGGUUCACGUUCCGGGCUUCGGGGACGGAGCCUAAAGUUAAGUUGUAUGUUGAAAGCUGUGGAGCGUCUCGCGAACAGGCCGUGGAUGCUGUUUGCAAUGCCUUCCUUGCUGUUCUGAAGGAAUGGGUGGUUCCCUUUGCGCCGUCUAUGACGUAUAGCAGACAGAUGCCUACAUCGUCGGGCCACGUGUUUCAGAUCUCUGAAUAG